This is a messenger RNA of Scylla paramamosain (green mud crab), 2070 nucleotides long. RefSeq lists its product as uncharacterized. The transcript is spliced from 3 exons. NCBI's taxonomy places the organism in Eukaryota, Metazoa, Arthropoda, Malacostraca, Decapoda, Portunidae. Gene Ontology annotation, molecular function: zinc ion binding; nucleic acid binding. The record is from RefSeq and is a predicted model, not a curated record. Bases 1 to 2055 code for a protein of 684 amino acids.
AUGGCGGCGAAAGAAAUCACACUAGCGGAUGUUAUGAGUGCCCUGAAGGCGCAGGGAGAGGUACAGCAUGCUGAGUUGCAAGCGGUGACGAGCAGUGUAGACCGUGUAUUUAAGGAGGUUAUGGGGCUCGUGAAGGAGGAGUGUUCACGGGUUAAAGACGAGGUGUUAAGUGAAGUGUUCACCAAGGAUCAGGUGAAGGGAGAGGUGGAAAAAGCGGCCAGUGAACUGAGGAGAUAUGUGGAUGAGGUUGUGGCGGCACAGGCGCCUCCUGUACUCUCUCAGCAUAAAGGCACGCUGUUCCGGUCAAGUGGGCGUGCUACCUCAGUAAAGUCGUACCCCUCUGCUGCCAGCUCCACGUCACAGAGGCUGAAGGACGGGACGAGGCGCCGGCCACAGGAGUUCGAUGGAACAGUGUCUUGGGAAGCGUAUAAGACACAGUUCGAGCUCUUGGCCAGCGCCCGCCAGUGGAGUCGCCCUGAGGUGGCCAUGCAGCUGGUGUGGGCACUCAAAGGACCGGCAUUAGAAGUCCUGAACCAGCUGCCAGCUGCCCAGCGGUGCUCGUAUAGUAAAGUGACGGCGACACUGGAGAGGAGGUACGGGUACCAGCACCAAACCGAGGUGUUCAGGACAAGGUUCCGGGCCAGGUUACGAGGCCCGGGGGAGAUCCUGACACGCCUGGCGCAGGAUUUGGAGGUGCUGGUGCGGCGUGCGUACCCGGAGGCCAGUGAGGAGAUGAUCACCAUUCUCCUGCGGGAUCAGUUCGUUGAUGCCAUCGAUAACCAACAACUGAGGAUAUACGUCCAGCAGGCACACCCCAAGGACCUUCAGGAGGCCCUGGCGAGGGGCCUGGAGAUGGAGUCAUUUCUCCGGACGACGCGGGAGCGACCCAGCGGGAAUUAUAUCCCGCAGAGAGUGAAGGCAAAGAAAGGGGCCGUGCAGAAGGCCUACUCUAGCCCUUCACCGCCCCUAGGUGAGUUCAGGGGUAAGUGCUACUCUUGCGGGCAGCAGGGGCACACCAAGAGGUACUGCCCGCAGGGAUCGAGUAGUGGAAAGGCUGUCAACGGCAGACAAGGGGGCUGGGGGAAACGGAAAGAGGCUGGUGGAAGGGGUCGAGCGCCAGCCAGAGAGCCAGAGACCCCAGUCCGCCUAAGUUGCCGUGCCGAGGGUGCCCGGACAGUGCAGGUGGGCGGGCAAGUGGAUGGCAAAUCUUGCUGCCUCACUGUGGACUCGGGCGCGGAACGUACCUUCGUGCAGGACGGGGUGGUGGCAACUGGACAGCCCCCGGUGGCCCAGCAACAACUGUGUGGUAUUACAGGGCACUGCACACAGCUGAGGGGACCAGUGCAUGCCAGGAUUGCGGUUGGCAGCACGGAGGAGCAUCUUCCCGUCUUUGUAGCGGACGUCGGGGAGAACUUGCUCGGCCUAGACUACCUGAAGCAGAGCAGGGCGGUGCUGGACUUCGGGGAAAUGACUAUGUCGGUCAGAGGUAGUGUGGUGCCGCUACAGGAGGGCGGUGUUGACGCGGAAGAGUGUGAAGGUGUACAGACGACUAUGGACCCGGAAGGUCAUUGCGAGGACAUGCAGUGGAGUAGCACUGGGGUUCCACCUCAUCUGCAGGAUCUAUUGCAGAGGAGUUCGGCAUGCCUGUCUGGGGAACAGGUGGACGAGGUGAAGGAAGUGCUGACUCUGUAUGCAGAUGUCUUCUCGCAGGGAGAUAAUGACCUGGGCCGGACCAGUCUGGUUAAACACCGCAUUCACACAGGGGAUAGUCGGCCGGUUAAGUUGCCGCCCCGCCGGAUUGCGCCUGCUCGUCGGCUGGAAGUGGAAAAAGCCGUGGAGGAGUUGCGCGCGCAAGGGAUAAUCGAAAAGUCGGCUAGUCCCUGGAGUGCUGCUGUUGUCCUCGUUAAGAAGAAGGAUGGGUCUACCAGGUGUUGUGUGGACUAUCGGGGCCUUAACGCAGUGACGACAAAGGACUCUUACCCUCUACCGAGGGUGGAUGACACGCUUGACGUGCUCACGGGGGCCCAGUGGUUCUCCACCUUAGACUUGAAAUGAGGUUACCAUCAAGUU